Molecule: messenger RNA, 1679 nt
Organism: Arachis stenosperma
Lineage: Eukaryota; Viridiplantae; Streptophyta; Magnoliopsida; Fabales; Fabaceae
Product: probable amidase At4g34880
Exons: 5
Coding region: 87-1559 (490 amino acids)
Source: RefSeq, a predicted model, not a curated record
AGAACAAACACUGGCUGUCAGAAUCCUGUCGGGAGAACGUUGACUUUUCUUUCGUGAAGGCUGCAAUUGCAAAUUCUCCAGAGGAAAUGCUACCAACUACCUCUACCGAGCAGGGCUUCUCAAUUGAGGAGGCAACGGUGCAUGAUCUCCAACUUGCUUUCCAAAGAAACCAGUUAAGUUCUAAGGAACUCGUGGAGUUCUACUUAGAGCGAAUCCAAACACUUAACACAGACCUCAAAGCUGUGCUGGAGGUGAAUCCAGAUGCAAUAGCCCAGGCUAACAUAGCUGGUCAAGAGAGAAAGGAUAAGCCACAUGGGUCUUUCUCUGCUUUGCAUGGAAUACCCAUUUUAUUGAAGGAUAACAUUGCAACUAAGGAUAAGUUGAACACCACCGCAGGGUCUUAUGCAUUGUUGGGGUCUGUGGUGCCUAGAGAUGCUGGUGUAGUCACCAGGUUAAGGAAAGCUGGGGCUAUCAUAUUAGGAAAAGCCACUCUUAGUGAAUGGUCAAAUUUCAGGUCCAAUAAUGCACCCAGUGGUUGGUGUGCCAGAGGUGGACAAGGAAAGAAUCCAUACACCAAGGGUGAUCCCUGUGGGUCUAGUAGCGGAUCAGCAAUAUCAGUAGCGGCGAAUAUGGUGACAGUGUCCCUUGGCACUGAGACUAAUGGCUCCAUUUUAUGCCCUUCAGGUUAUAACUCAGUGGUGGGGAUCAAGCCAACAGUUGGUCUCACUAGUAGAGCUGGGGUUAUCCCAAUCAGCCCCAGACAAGACACAGUUGGACCAAUUUGCAGGACUGUAUCGGAUGCUGCCUGUGUUCUUGAAACCAUUGUAGGCAUUGACAUUAAUGAUGAGGCAACAAUUGAAGCAUCAAAGUAUGUCCCAGAAGGUGGCUAUUCUCAAUUUCUGAGGGAAGAUGGACUAAGCGGGAAGAGACUAGGAGUAGUGAGAUCAUAUUACAAUUUUGGAAAUGGUACUUUUAUGCACAAAACUUUUCAGCUACACCUAGAAACCUUAAGGCAAAGAGGUGCCCUUUUGGUUGACAAUUUGAAGAUAGAUAACAUCGUCGAAAUCAAUAUGGAUCAAAGUGAAGAUAUUGCUCUGGAGAUUGAAUUCAAACUAGCCUUGAAUGCAUACCUCAAUGACUUAGUUGCUUCCCCGGUGAGAAGCUUGGCCGAUGUGAUAGAAUACAACAAGAAUCACUCAGAACAGGAGAAUCUUGAUGAGUAUGAUCAGGAUCUCAUGUUGGAAUCUGAGACGACAAAUGGCUUUGGAGAAACACUGAAUCAAGCACUCCUGAAUCUAAAAAAAUUAUCCCAAGAUGGAUUUGAGAAAUUAAUGAUAGCAAAUAAACUUGAUGCUGUGGUGAUACCUUUUUCAAGAUUUAGCAAAGUACUUGCUAUUGGAGGUUAUCCAGGAAUAAUUGUUCCAGCAGGAUAUGAAGAGGGUGUGCCAUUUGGAAUAUGCUUUGGAGGGAUGAAAGGAUCAGAGCCAAAGCUUAUUGAAAUUGCAUAUUCCUUUGAGCAAUCAACUAAGAUUAGGAAGCCUCCUCCAAUUCAUAAGUAAAAAGGUUUAAUGUUAAACAAUGAUCUGUAUUGUGUGACCAUUAAUAAAAUCAAUACAAUGAUAUGGUUUGUGACAUGUAACAUAAUCCAAUAACUGAAAAGAUAAUCAGGGGUUUACUUC